GUUUUGUACGUACGGCGGACUUUAUCAGUUGGCUGGCGACCGCCCAGAGACGCGCAUCGAAUAUUACGGCGUAUAUUUUAAAUCGGAACUGGGAAUAAACGGAGAGAUGUUACUUUUGGGACUGCUGCUGGUGGGAUUCAUGAUCCUGCUGCCGAGCAGCCUGCAGGCAGCGGACAUACCUUAUGAAACGCUAAGGGAGCAGAUCAUGGAAGCCGAGCGUCUGGCCUCGCUGGGAGGCAACAUCUGGCUGACCUCCGACGAGGCGAAGGCCAACAGCAUCCUGAUGAAUGCCAAGCGGGCAGAGAUAGCCGAGGGUCUCAAGACACCGGAGAAGUAUGCCCCGGCCAUGCACUUCUUUCAAGGCAGACAAUACGUGCGCCAGAGCGAAGUCUUCCGGCUGAUCCAGAAGAUGCCGAAGGGCGCCUUCCUGCACGGUCACAAUACUGGUAUGGUUACUUCGCGGUGGAUCAUUGGCAACCUAACGACCACCAACAACCUGUACACCUGCCGCAACGUAGACGGGCUGCUGGUGUUUACUUACGAUCAGGCUGGGUGCCACAGCGAAGUCCAGAACGUUUGCACAGAGCGUAUCAACGCCGAGGAUCGGGCCAAGUACGAGCGCCAGCUGGAGAAGCACAUUAAUAUGCUGGGUCCAAGACCAGAAGCUCUGUUGCCCAACCGGAAAAAGAUAUGGGAGCGCUUUGAGAACAUCUUCACCACCGUCGAUCGGCUCUACAAAUAUAGACCCACAUACUGCGCCUACCACAAGCGCCUGUUGGAGGAGCUGUGCGAGGAUAAUAUUAUCUAUGCGGAGAUUAGAGCCUCUCUUUCGCCGCUCUACGACGACAACAAUCGAACUCUGAGUACCCUGGAGGUGGCCAACGAGUUGGAGCGGAUUGUGGAGGAAUUCAAGGCCAAACACCAUGACUUUGUGGGUCUGAAAGUGAUAUAUGCCAAGCGAAAUCGGGCCAGCGAAGAGGAUAUGUUGAGGCGUAUAACUACAUUCAAGCAAUUGCACCACGCCAAGCCGAACUUUGUGAUAGGAUUCGAUAUGAUUGGCCAGGAGGACACGGGCGAUCCACUCAAUAAGUAUGUUAACCAGCUGUCCGAUCUUCCGAGCACGGCCAACUACUUCUUCCACGCCGGCGAGACAAAUUGGAACGGGCGAACGGACUGGAACAUGAUGGAUGCCAUCCUGCUAAACACAAAGCGCAUUGGACACGCCUUCGCCCUGCCCAAGCAUCCUCAGCUGUGGUCCACUAUCAAGAAGCGCAACAUUGCCAUCGAAGUGAAUCCCAUCUCCAAUCAGGUCCUGGGCUUCGUGUGGGAUCUGCGGAAUCAUCCGGCCAGCUUCCUGAUCGCCGAGAACUUCCCCAUUGUGAUAUCAUCCGAUGAUCCGGGCGUAUGGGGUGCCAAGGGACUUAGCUACGACUUUUACUACGCCUUCAUGGCCCUGGCUCCAGCGGAAGCGGAUCUGCGCUUCCUCAAGCAGCUGGCUUUGAACUCCAUCAAGUACGCCAUUCUCACCUCAGACGAGCGGCGGAAGAUCAACAGGGUUUUCCAGCGCAAGUGGCAGGAGUUUAUUGCAAAUAUUUUAAAUCCAAAGUUUUAAGUUAAUAAAAGGCACUCUAGGCUA
Messenger RNA from Drosophila kikkawai, 1636 nucleotides. It is a transcript of the gene Adgf-D, whose product is annotated as Adenosine deaminase-related growth factor D. Gene Ontology annotation, molecular function: adenosine deaminase activity. The record is from RefSeq and is a predicted model, not a curated record. Lineage: Eukaryota; Metazoa; Arthropoda; Insecta; Diptera; Drosophilidae. Gene Ontology annotation, biological process: inosine biosynthetic process; adenosine catabolic process.